AUGAGACAAGCCGACGGCGUUGCAGCAGCAUCACUACUGCUGCUUCUUCUACCAUGUAUCCUCGCGCAGCAAAUCACAUCCACGAUUAGCAUCCCAUAUUGCUCGACAAGUCCCGGUCUUUUCACCAUUUAUGGCUCUAUGACCUCGGCCAUACCCUCGAAUAUCCUAUCCAGCAAUAGCCAGACACCAACAGCAGGAUUGCUAUCCUCUAGCGUGUCUUCGGUCGCUACGCCUCUGGCGAGCGCUUAUGUGGAUCAGUAUGGAGGAAAAUACACAGUACAAUUCGAUACGGGCCUUGUUGGCAGCACGAUCCCAGCGUCUCGUAUUGACGGAUUGAGGAAAAGGCAGGCCAUCGAUAUAGGAACGCUGGAUCAGACAUUCGAGGAUUGUUUGGAAAGCUGUACUUUGACGUCCGCCUGUGUGGCUGUGGCUGCUUUGGACAGUACAUGUCAACUCUUUUCGUCUGUCCGCGAGACUGUGUCAUUAGUGGGGGGCAAGGUCGCUUUCAAUCAAGAACGAUUUCUCGGUUUCAGCAAUGGUACCAUCCUGCCGUCUUCGAUGGCUACUGAGGCCAGCUCAGCUCAGGGGAUGGCUUCAGCGUCUGCUAUCAGCUCUGGAGGGUUCCGGUCGUCAAUGCCAGGUUUGGCUUCUAUGCCAGGAGGUUCGAUGACUCCUCUAUCACAGCUGCCAUCGACAUUAGCAAUGGAGACCUCGACCGCUGGACCACUAGUUUCGAGCUUCGUUACUCAAGAUAUCUCUCCGGCUGGCUCAUCGAGCGAUAUUAUGCCAUCGGCAGCCUUGUCGACCAAUACAGUCACUACGAUACUGAGCUCUGGAGCGGUUCUCAGCGCUACCUCCGAGCCUCUGUCCACUUUCUCCUCCGCUGGUGAUCCAACUAUAACGCUGCAGGUGCCAUCUUCGUUAUCUACUGAAAGCAGUGUCUCGAUUAGCUCAACCUCAAGCACGCCUACUGAUCAGCUAGUUAGUACGAUGACCUCGGAUGGUGAGAUCAGCUACUCGACAGACUUGACUAUCACGUCCAGUUUAUCCAGCCUGGCAACUCCUGCAUCGGCUUCGAUCAGUAGCGCUGCGAGUUCUUCCUUAGCCUUAUCCAGUGUAGCCAGCGUAUCAUCUUCGAGGAGCAGGGCUGAGAGUUCUUCUUCGUCGUCUUCGCCUGGCCCAAUCAAUGCAUCGACCUUUUUCUCUUCACCAGCUGUGCCUACAACAACAAGAACAACAACAACAACAACAUCAUCAUCCUCCUCCUCCUCCUCUCCCGCCACUCCAACCUCAUCCCGCAAACCCCCCACAUGCCCUGACGACGACGGAGAGGACUACAUCGACACCAACGGAUUCAUCUACAUUAUCACAUGCGACAUCGGCUUCAACGACGAGACGAUCCAAACCACCACCGUGCAAAAUUUCGUCGACUGUAUAACUACUUGCGACGCGUUCAACGAGCUCCCGAAAGACGACGAGGAGGUAAUGGGUUGUGGAGGUGUGAAUUUCAAUAGUUUGGCCCAGACUGAUAAUUGCCUUUUGAUGCCCGGAGCUGAGAUUGCAGAGAUGGCGGGGAUUUGGAGUGCACAGCUUAGUGGGAGUAUAGCUGAAUGA
Sphaerulina musiva SO2202 is the source of this 1614-nucleotide messenger RNA. RefSeq lists its product as uncharacterized. The coding region runs from base 1 to 1614 and encodes 537 amino acids. The transcript has a single exon. NCBI's taxonomy places the organism in Eukaryota, Fungi, Ascomycota, Dothideomycetes, Mycosphaerellales, Mycosphaerellaceae. The record is from RefSeq and is a predicted model, not a curated record.